This is a messenger RNA of Drosophila virilis, 527 nucleotides long. Lineage: Eukaryota; Metazoa; Arthropoda; Insecta; Diptera; Drosophilidae. The record is from RefSeq and is a predicted model, not a curated record.
UUAAAUUCGAAAUUGAAUAUCCAGAAAACUUUUUUAAAAUCAUUUAUUAGAAAACGAAGAUUUUUUAUACGAAGCAAACCCUAUGCCAAAAAUCACCAGAAUAUGUCAAUCAGAAUGUAAUUCAUAUCUUAUGAUGUUGCAAUCGCUGAUGGAGCAACCCAACAAGCAACUCGGCCAACGAACACCCCGGAGCCAAACUCAUUGCAAAUACAUACAAAUUGCUUGGGUUGCAUUAUCGUCUAAUUGCAUCGCCAGCGCCGCGGAGAGCGAAGUCGACUUCGAUGCUUGUGGCAUUUGGCGCGUCAACAAACGAGCCGCCAACGCGGACACCGCUACUAAAGAGCCAGAGUUCAAGUCGCAAAACCCACCCAACCAUCCAAAAACAGCAAACCGCCCACCCUUCCCCCUAUGCAGCAGCAGACCACUCAAAGAAACCAACCGCGAGCCGUUCCAUUCAUCAUUUUUCGUUUAGUGACGCGCGUGCCUCGUGCGGCCCAAAUCGACGGCUGUUGUUGUUAUUAUAUUUU